CCGCAGCUGCCCACGGAGCUUUCCGGGUUCGUCAAACGGCGUGUUUCACUCAUCGGCACUGGACAGGUGUUCGUCUAAAUGACCGGUGUUUGAGUUGUUUGUUUUUAUUCAACAGCUUUAAAAUCACCAUGAGAGGCCUGUGGAGUUAUCGGCUCUGCUGCAGUUCACCACCCCCCAACAACAACAACAACAACAAGAGCAGAGUCAGCAGAGCGACGCGCAUUAUUUCUCUUGAUAUGUGCUUUCCUUAGGAGGGCGUAGACGUUUCAGUGUGGGUUUAAAUCCCUUGCUGUUGCGAUUUUCUGCUCUCGCACAUCGGAAACUAGCAGCGACAUCCCAAGGAGGAGCGUCCGUAAGCUACCCCUGGUGUUUAUUACAAGAGAGGACGCACCGCGAGUCAGAGACUGACAAGAGCAAACAUGUUCGAGGCGAGAGGAAUCUCCUUUGUCUUGCUGGACAUAGCCUGUCUUAUCAUAGGAGGCCUGCCUCUGGCAGCCUUUAACCUGGGUAAGAUCCACCCCUUUCAGAGGGGCUUUUUCUGUAACGACGACAGCAUCAUGUACCCUUUCCACAAGAGUACAAUCACCUCCACAGUGCUCUACACUGUGGGCUUCGCGCUGCCCAUUAGCUGCAUGAUCAUUGGCGAGUGCCUUUUAGUUCAUCUAAAGCGCAUCAAAUCCAAGUCCUCGUUCGGCAGCUACAUUGCCUGUGUUUACAAAGCCAUCGGUACCUUCCUUUUCGGCGCUGCCAUGAGCCAGUCUCUGACCGACAUUGCCAAGUAUUCUAUUGGCCGGCUCAGACCACACUUCCUGGAUGUGUGCAAACCUGAUUGGACACGUAUCAACUGUUCAUCAGGGGCUUAUAUUGAAGACUUCCCCUGCACUGGAGACCCGACGAGUGUCACUGAGGGCAGGCUUUCCUUCUAUUCCGGCCAUUCCUCUUUUUCCAUGUACUGCAUGCUGUUCCUGGCUCUGUACCUGCAGGCUCGACUCCAGGCUGAAUGGGCGAGGCUACUGAGACCGACAAUCCAGUUUUUCCUGAUUGCUGCCUCAGUCUUCACAGGAUUGUCCAGGGUGUCCGAUUAUAAACAUCACUGGAGUGAUGUGCUGACUGGACUCCUGCAGGGUGCCCUCAUGGCAAUCCUGGUGGUCUUCUUUGUGUCUGACUUUUUCAAGCCACACAAAGAGUCCCAUAAAGAAGAGGACAUCCCGCACACUACCCUGCAGGAGACCCCAACAAAUGGAAACCCACUUUGAGAGUCCCAAUUAAGCUAAUCAACAGGUGGAGGAUGAUACCUCUGCUCUGUCCCAAAUGCACACCCUCCAGGAUCCCAGCUCUCUAGCCUUUCAUCUCAUGCCAAUUCCCAAUCGACACCCUGCAUGGAUUUACACUGUACUUGAUUUUACUUCAAGGAAGAAAGUGGAUGACAUGUGCAUCACCCAGAAGUAACCUUUGGAAGCUACACCUCAGGACUGUUCAGAUUUUAAAACUUUAUAAUUUUAGGUAAUUUGCUGUCUUGUCCACCAAUUCUCCACCUGGAAGGAAAGUGUUGAGACUACCUGUCCAAGCCUCAUAGGUUAGGGGCUAGAGAUUCUGUAAGGACAGGAGCCAUUAAGCAUGUAUCUACUGAGCUGGUGGGAAGACUUAACUGCAGGCACCCACUCAAGGGUCUGACCACUGCUGAGAGAGAGAGGAGGGUUGGAAACCUGUGAAUGUAACCUCGCUUUGUGCUUUUUCCUGACCUGGAGUCAGUCUGU
Messenger RNA from Micropterus salmoides (largemouth bass), 1757 nucleotides. RefSeq names its product phospholipid phosphatase 1-like. Gene Ontology annotation, molecular function: phosphatidate phosphatase activity. The transcript is spliced from 6 exons. Lineage: Eukaryota; Metazoa; Chordata; Actinopteri; Centrarchiformes; Centrarchidae. The record is from RefSeq and is a predicted model, not a curated record. Gene Ontology annotation, biological process: phospholipid metabolic process; signal transduction; phospholipid dephosphorylation. Bases 420 to 1256 code for a protein of 278 amino acids.